AUGACUAGCAAGUUCGACCCAUUUGACCGUGUGGAUCUGACCUACAAGGUCAUCCACAAUCAGCCGUUGAUUGCCUCUGUCCUCAUCCCUAAGGCUCUGGCCUCGCAACCCGCAUGCGAUUACCCCGUGUUGGUCAAUUGGCACGGUGGGGGAUUCAUCAUUGGCCACCGGCUGUAUGAAGGCUGGUUUGCUCCCUGGGCCCUUGAAAUGAUCCUCACCAUGCCCGCCAUUCUCAUUGCUCCCGACUACCGCCUCCUUCCCGAGAGCAACGCCACGGAAAUCCUUUCCGACCUUGACACCUUCUGGACCUGGAUGCAGACCACUCUCCCCAGUCUCACAGCUACCUGGCACGCGCGUCCGGACUUGAGCCGCCUCGCGUGCGCCGGCACCUCCGCGGGCGGCUACCUCGCCAUUCAGUCAGCCCUGCUCUUCCCUGCUCAGAGCAAUAUCAAGGUCCUCCUCUCGAUUGCCGGGGCCCUGAACACCGACAUCCCCCAUUAUACCGUUCCGGGACCGAAGAUGAUUCUCGGCCGCCUGCCGCCGUCGCCGCGCGCCGCACAGCGCAUCCUGCGCGACUAUGUACGCCGCCAUGUGCGGCCGGGGGCGGUGCGCACGAGCGGCGAUGCGGUGGAAAUGUGGGAGCUCCUGACCUGUGUGUUGCAGCAGGCGUGUUUGCCGCGGUGGCUGGGUUUCAACCGGAGUCCCGGCCAGCAUGAGCAGAUCAACCCAAUGGCGGGCUUGGAGAGGGUGGCGGAGAAGGUGGUGAGGAUGCCGCCGCUGUGGGUGGUUCAGGGAGAUCGAGAUUCUGUGGUACCCCCGAUCUGUUCGACCGGGUUCAUCGAUAAAAUGCAGCAGGUCUGUCCCCAAGUGCCCGUUCUCCUGAGUCUGCAGCCUGGCGAUCACGGGUUUGAGGUGAUGCAUACAGUGGAGGAUGAAUGGGUGCAGGAAGGAUUGGACUUUAUGAAGCAGUACUGGUUGUGA
This is a messenger RNA of Aspergillus clavatus NRRL 1, 981 nucleotides long. Its product is annotated as putative polyketide synthase. Gene Ontology annotation, molecular function: hydrolase activity. Lineage: Eukaryota; Fungi; Ascomycota; Eurotiomycetes; Eurotiales; Aspergillaceae. Bases 1 to 981 code for a protein of 326 amino acids. The record is from RefSeq and is a predicted model, not a curated record. The transcript has 3 exons.